AUGGGUCUUCCAUGGAGAACCAUUACAUCCUGGGAACACCAUGUUGGUGGAGGUGAUGCAGAGGCACACUAUUUUGGUUUGCAAGAGGAAGAUGGUUACGAAGAUGAUAGAAUUCCUGAUCUUCUUGCUGAUUUGUACAAGUCAGAACCGCAAGGUGCUGGAAAGGACACUAUAUUUGCUGAGUUGAUAGAGGAAGCCAAGCGCGCAUCCAGCGAUAGGGGUACAAUGUCAAGGUUUUCACUCACAGUCAAGUUACUUCAGGCCAAGUCGUACUACCGGAUUAGCAACGUUGCAUUCAACGCGAUACUCCUGAUUUUGGCCUUGCAAUACCCUACUAGCUCAAUACCAAAGUCAUACGAGGAGGCACUUAACAUAAUCGGCAGGUUGGGACUUGGUUAUGAUAGUAUCCAUGUGUGCCCGAAUAACUGUGUAUUGUUCCGGAAGGAUUAUGCCAAGGAGAAUAAUUGCCCCAAGUGCAAAGCCUCCAGAUGGAAAGAUGCUGAUGGUAGGAGACAGAUCCCAGAGAAGGUGCUGAGGCACUUCCCAUUGAUUCCAAGGCUGCAAAGAAUGUUUCUUUCAAAGGAGCAAUCAAAGGAAGUACAGUGGCACAAACUGAAGCGGCAAGACGUGGAGAAUGAUCUCAGUCAUCCAGCAGACGGGGAUGCAUGGAAGGAUUUUGACAAUAUUCAUAAAGACUUUGCCGCUGAUGCCAGGAACAUAAGGCUUGGACUUGCCACGGAUGGUUUUAAUCCCUACGGGAAUAUGAGCAACUCCUACAGCAUGUGGCCUGUAUUCGUGGUGCCAUACAACCUUCCGCCAUUGGCAUGUAUGGAUCAGUCCAACUUCAUGCUUGCAUUGCUAAUCCCUGGUCCAUCCUCUCCAGGAAAAGAUUUUGAUGUCUUCAUGGAGCCUUUGAUGGAAGAGCUGCAGGAGCUCUGGAAAGGUGUAAAAUCAUAUGAUGCCAAUAGUCCAGACAAGUUUGAUCUCCGUGCUGCAAUCUUAUGGUGUAUUCAUGAUUAUCCGACACUGCACACAUUGUCGUGGAGGGCCACGACUGGUUACCGGGCAUGUGUGCGUUGUGACAAAGAGAAUUGCUCCAAGAAAUUAAGGAACAAAAUCUGCUUUAUUGGGCACCGCCGUUGGCUACCUCGGCACCAUCCUUGGAGAAAUAGCAAAGAAUUCGAUGGUGCUUCUGAAAGCCGUGAGAAGCCAGCGGAAUUCACUCCAGAAGAGCUGAAGCAACAGCUUGAUAGGGUUAGAGAUGUGAUACCAGGCAAGCUUCAGAAGAAAAGGAAACGUGAGGACGGUCAGUGUUGGAGCCGUAGAUCAUGUUUGUGGGACUUGCCAUACUGGGAAGAUCUAAAGCUGAGGCAUAAUCUCGAUGUAAUGCACAUCGAGAAAAACAUCUGUGACAAUUUGAUUGGUACUUUCAUGAACAUACAAGGCAAGACCAAAGACACUGUGAAUUCAAGGCUUGAUUUGGAAGACAUGGGCAUAAGACGUGACUUGCAUUUGCAGCCUGUUUCAGCUGACUCUUUUGAGAUGCCACAGGCGUGGUAUACAAUGAGUAAACAAGAAAAAAUUGCUUUUUUGUGA
Lolium perenne is the source of this 1596-nucleotide messenger RNA. NCBI's taxonomy places the organism in Eukaryota, Viridiplantae, Streptophyta, Magnoliopsida, Poales, Poaceae. The record is from RefSeq and is a predicted model, not a curated record.